This is a messenger RNA of Ilyonectria robusta, 2184 nucleotides long. RefSeq names its product glycoside hydrolase superfamily. The transcript has 2 exons. Gene Ontology annotation, molecular function: glucan endo-1,3-beta-D-glucosidase activity; 1,3-beta-glucanosyltransferase activity. Gene Ontology annotation, biological process: carbohydrate metabolic process; cell wall organization. The record is from RefSeq and is a predicted model, not a curated record. The coding region runs from base 1 to 2184 and encodes 727 amino acids. Gene Ontology annotation, cellular component: extracellular region; fungal-type cell wall; cell surface. Lineage: Eukaryota; Fungi; Ascomycota; Sordariomycetes; Hypocreales; Nectriaceae.
AUGUCGCAAUACCGCAACGAUCAUUACGAGAGGGAGCCCCUCGACUCUUCCUAUAACCACUACGAAUCCCCUUCGCGCCAUCCUGCUCCUCCCGCUCAGAGUUACUCGCCCUCGCAAACCCCCUACUACGACGCCCCUCCUCCAGCGUCCCGUUCCUUCCAUCCCAGCGCCCAUCCCGACUCGGCCUUCAGUCGCAUGCAGCCCCAGGACAACUACAGCGCCCACUCCAACUCCCAGCACUCCCAGCACUCCCAGCACUCCGGCUCUACUGGAUACGAUAGCCCUCGCCGUGCAUCUCCAAACCCACCGCCCCCGCCCCACGGCGACAACGGAUACUACAACAGAGGCAGAGGCGGAGGCGGGGGCGGAGGCGACGGCAGCAACCAAGGGUAUGCACCUCCUCCCACUCACGCCAUUACGCCCGGCUCAGACAACUUUGGCGAGUCUGCGUCUGGUGGAAUGGCUGGAAUUGCGUACAACGUUGCUGACCGUAACCCUCGCAACAGUGGCAUGGAUGCGAUGCACAGCGGUGGGCAAGUGCCUCCGCCUCCCUCCCGCUCUCACUACCCGCCGCCGCCCGUGAACGCCUACGCGCCCCAGUCGAACGGGGGAUAUAGCUACGACGGAGCGUAUGGCAACAGCCCCCAUACUGGAGGGUCGCACUCGAGCUUGGCUGGCCUCGGUGCUGUCCCACACGGCUCCCACUCCCCCCACCGCGCGGACCCCUAUGCCGACGAUCCUUAUCAGGGAUUCAGUUCAAGAAACUCUGCUUCUGCUGCCAAUCUAGGCAUUGUGAAUCCCAAUGACAUUGAGGACGACGGGGAUGAUGGUAUUAGCUACCAUAGGAAUCAGCGAACUUCCAUGUUGAGCCUCCCCCACUCUGACCGAGGGAGACGUGCUGCCGCAGCCGCUGCGGGGGCUGGUGGCGCCGCAGCUGCAGGUAGCCUUCUGUCUGCAGGUCACUCGGCAGGUGGUGACUAUGAUACAGCCGCACCACGCGAGAAGCCAUCCGAGUGGCUGAAGGAGAAUCAGCACAAGAGUAAGAAGUGGAAAUGGGCAAUCAUUAUCAUCGUUUGCCUCAUCAUCGUGGGAGCCAUUGUCGGCGCUGUGGUCGGUAGCUUGCUCAACAACAAGAAGGGAGGCGACGGUGGUAGCUCUAGCAGUAGCUCUGGCGGUGGCUCUGGCGGUGGCUCUGGCGAAUCUGCCAAGGACGACACUGCGAAGAAUGGUGAUCUUGGAGCCAACAGUGCAGAGAUCAAGGCGCUUCUGAACAACGCGGAUCUACACAGGGUGUUCCCCGGCAUGGACUACACCCCUCUCAACACCCAAUACCCCGCCUGCAUUCACAACCCGCCGUCGCAGAACAAUGUCACUCGCGAUGUCGCCGUGCUCAGUCAGUUGACCAACAAGAUCCGCUUAUACGGCACCGAUUGCAACCAAACUCAGAUGCUUCUGCACGCCAUCGAUAAACUGGAGCUCAAGGACACCAAGGUUUGGCUGGGUGUGUGGCAGGACGGUAACGAGACGACCAACGCACGACAACUCGAGCAGAUGUGGGACAUCCUGGCGGAAUACGGCGAGGACCCCUUCGAAGGCGUUAUUGUCGCCAACGAGAUUCUCUUCCGCGAGGAAAUGACCAUUACCCAGCUGGGAACGAUUCUCGAUAAUGUCCGUACCAACUUUACCGCCAAGGGUUACAAGCUCCCCGUUGCUACAUCCGACCUUGGCGAUGACUGGACCGCAGCGCUUGCCGCGGACAGCGACUACAUCAUGGCCAAUAUCCAUCCCUUCUUCGCCGGCGUCACUGCACAGGAAGCGGCUGGCUGGACCUAUUCGUUCUGGGAGAACAACAACAAGCAAUUUUGGAAGUCGGACAAAGAGAAGAACAUCAUCUCCGAGACUGGCUGGCCCACCAGCGGUGGAACCAACUGUGGUGCCGCGACAACCUGCACACAGGGCUCCGUCGCGGGUAUCGAUGAGCUGAACACAUUCAUGGAGGGCUGGGUUUGUGAUGCGCUUACCAAUGGUACCAACUACUUCUGGUUCGAGGCAUUCGACGAGCCCUGGAAGGAGAGAUUCAACACGAAGGGCAAGGCAUGGGAGGACCAGUGGGGUUUGUUGACUGUGGACCGAAAGCUCAAGGACGGCGUCAAGAUCCCCAGCUGUAGCGGCAAAACUGUCUAA